Messenger RNA from Prorocentrum cordatum, 2303 nucleotides. The record is from the annotation of a GenBank genome assembly. NCBI's taxonomy places the organism in Eukaryota, Dinophyceae, Prorocentrales, Prorocentraceae.
CUAAACCAUUCGGACACACUGGAGUUCUAGACUUCCCAGACCCGAUCUAUCGUGGAGAUCCCCGAGACCUGUCAGUCACCCGGGAUUGCCGCUCUCCUGGCUCAAGCUCGGCUUCCGCUUUGUUCCACCGUCAGCAGCCCCGUAGUUUUCGAGUCUUGACGAAGCCAUGCCAGCUUUCAUGGGCAUUAACGGCUUCGGGCGUAUCGGCCGCCUCGUGACCCGUGCGGCGCUCCAGAAUCCGGAGGUGGAAGUGAAGGCUAUUAAUGACCCCUUCAUGGACCUCAAGUACAUGGUGUACCAGCUCAAGUACGACUCCGUGCAUAAGAGCUACCCCGGCACCAUUGCCACUAAGGAGGCCGACGGCAAGGAGUUCUUGGUCGUGGACGGAAAGGAGAUUGCAGUGUUUCACGAGAAGGACCCGGCGUCAAUCCCGUGGGGCACAGUGGGCGCCGAAUACAUUUGCGAGUCUACUGGCGUCUUCACCGCCAAGGAGAAGGCCGAGCUCCACAUGGGCGGCGGGGCCAAGAAGGUGAUCAUCUCCGCGCCUCCGAAGGAUGCGGUCCCGAUCUACGUCGUCGGCGUGAACCACACGGAGUACAAGACCUCCGACACGGUGGUGUCCAACGCCUCUUGCACCACGAAUUGCUUGGCCCCGCUGACCAAGGUGGUGCACGAGAAGUUCGGCAUCGUGGAGGGCCUCAUGACCACGGUGCACGCGAUGACCGCCACGCAGCUCACGGUGGACGGCCCGUCCCGCGGCGGCAAGGACUGGCGCGGCGGCCGCUGCGCCUCCCAGAACAUCAUCCCCUCUUCCACCGGGGCCGCCAAGGCCGUGGGCAAGUGCCUCCCCGCCGUGAACGGCAAGCUGACGGGCAUGGCGUUCCGCGUGCCCACGCCGGACGUGUCCGUGGUGGACCUGACCUGCCGCAUCGAGAAGGGCGCGAAGUACGACGAGAUCGUGGCCGCCGUGAAGGAGGCGGCGGCCGGUCCGAUGAAGGGCGUCCUGGACUGGACCGACGAGGAGGUGGUGUCUACGGACUUCGUGAGCUGCAAGUCCUCGUCUGUCUUCGACAUCGGUGCCGGCAUCUCCCUGAACGACAACUUCGUGAAGUUGGUGACUUGGUACGACAACGAGUGGGGGUAUUCCAACCGCCUCGUGGACCUGUGCUGCUACAUGAACAAGAUGGACAACGCCUGAAGAAGCUUCUCGUGUAACCACGAGUUGAGCGCUUUUUCACUAAAUUUUGCCACGUCAUCGCGAUCCCAUUUCUGCUCGCUCAAGCGAUUUGGAGAAGAAGGAGGGGUCGUUUUUCGCACUCUCAGUGCCAGAUAGCGGUGAUUCAGAUGUCUCCCGACUGGCCUGUUUGGGCGCUGGUUGCCGAUGCCGUCAGUCGUUGUCCGGUUUCCGUUGAUGCCGCGCGCAGGCUGAUUCCAGGGCAGCCCCGUGAACGGGUGCGCUUUGGUCUUGCAGGUCUCUGAUUGGAUCAUUCUCCGUGUCGUACAUACACUCUCCCAUUUCCUCCUUGUUUCUUCCUUCAGUCCUUGUGCCGUCGUGAAGGCACCGCAGCGCCACGUCCUCGUUCCACCCUCCUCGUCGUCCCCGUCCUUUUCCACCACGCCUAGGAGUGCUGAUCGUCGUCACCGUCGGUGCUACGUGCCACCCCGUCCGCAGCCACCAUAGACCGCGAGAGUGCGGAUCCCUUGCACGACGUGCGUGUUGAGCCGAGGUGAGGGAAGUGGGGUGUGAUGGUCGGUCUCGUCUGGGGCCGCAUCGUCCCCCCCCCCUUGGACUGGACUGCCCACACCUCUGCGGCGCCGCCAACUGGCCUGCAGCUGGACCGUCGGCACUCCUCCUCUUCCGUUGGGUUACGAUGCAGGCCGGCGACCUCCCUCGGGCCGCCCCCCUGCGGCCAACGCGGGCGUGAUGGUGACCGUUGCUGGCUGCUCGGGCGGCCCUUUGGCCGCAGCUUCUCCUGCUUCCUCUUCCUUCCUCCGCCCCCUGGCCCUUCAUGCCGCCUCCUCCCUCCUGGUGCCCAUACCAACUAGACUCGCGCUAUCCCUGUCAGCAAGAAAGAUAAUGCGGCGUCCAUAGUCAAAAAUCACGUCUGCUAUAGCAUCGAUGGCUGACUGCAAGGCCUUGCACACGCAUUGGAGAUCUUGUUAAACCGACGAAGGCUUGUACAUUCAGCGCCGAUAGCAUCAUGGAGGUCGCAUCUACCUCGGAAUCUGGCAAAGGGCGAGAACAUGCGGACGAGGUGAACGCCUUCAAGUCAGUGGGCUUUGUGAUCGAAGAUCUUUGCAUC